Molecule: messenger RNA, 1206 nt
Organism: Blastocystis hominis
Lineage: Eukaryota; Bigyra; Opalinata; Blastocystidae
Exons: 3
Coding region: 1-1170 (389 amino acids)
Biological process (GO): putrescine biosynthetic process
Molecular function (GO): protein-arginine deiminase activity; agmatine deiminase activity
Source: RefSeq, a predicted model, not a curated record
AUGAAACAGUUGGGAUCCCACGAUUUUGAACAAGGAGUUACUCCUUUUCACAGAUUCGUAGAAACAAUGUCCGUAUUGCCUGGAUUUGCAGCUGAUGAUGGUUUUAAGGCUCCCGCUGAAUGGGAUGUCCAUGAGCAGACGUGGAUGGGUUUUCCUCAAAGACCCGAUAUCUGGAGAGAGAAUGCCGCUCCGGCUCAGAAAGUGUUUGCCAACGUAGCUAAUGCGAUUGCACGCUUCGAACCUGUAACCGUUUGCGCCCCGAAAGAGCUCUACACUGUUGCGCGCUCUUUGUUGGAUAAGAAUGUUCGUGUGGUGGAGAUGUCGAUGAACGAUUCUUGGUUCAGAGACACGGGAGCGAUCUUCGUGAAGAACGAGGAGGGAGUCGUCCGUGGAACGAAUUGGCUGUUCAAUUCUUGGGGUGGUCUGAAUGGCGGCUGCUACGAUUACUGGGAAGAUGACCUGCUGGUAGCAGGCAAGAUGUGCAACAUCGAGCGUGUUCCCUACUACAAGUACAACAUGAUUUUGGAGGGAGGUUCGAUUUCGUUCGAUGGCGAGGGAACGUUGCUGACAACGGAGGAAUGUCUGCUGAACCCGAACCGAAACCCCUCGAUGACGAAGGAGCAGAUCGAGGCGGAGCUGAAGCGUGGCUUGGGAGUGGAGAAGGUGAUCUGGCUCCCGAACGGUUUGUUUGGCGAUGUGGAUACGAACGGCCACGUCGACAAUUUCUGCGUUUUCGCGCGCCCUGGCGAAGUGUUGCUCUCGUGGACAGACGACGAGAAGGAUCCGCAGUAUCCCAUCAGUCAGCACGCGUACAAGCUGCUGGAGGCCGCGACGGAUGCGAAGGGUCGCCACUUGAAGAUCCACAAGCUGCACAUCCCUUCGGACAUCAUUCGCACGCCCGAGGAGUUCGCGGGACUGACGCAGGAGGAGGGAACGAUCGAGCGCGAAGAGAAUCAGCGCCUGCCGGCGUCCUACGUGAACUUUUACUUCGCGAACGGCGCGAUCAUUUCGCCUUGCUUUGGCGUGAAGGAGGACGAGAUGGCUCGGAAAGUCUUCCAGGAAGUGUUCCCGGAGCGCGAAGUGGUGAUGGUGCCCACGCGCGAGGUUAUUUUAGGAGGAGGCAAUAUCCACUGCAUCACGCAGCAGCAGCCCAAGGGCGUGAAGGCUUAAGCGAGUGCUGCGAUCGUCGACAACUAGGAAUCGAAU